This is a messenger RNA of Neoarius graeffei (lesser salmon catfish), 2400 nucleotides long. RefSeq names its product volume-regulated anion channel subunit LRRC8A-like. Gene Ontology annotation, molecular function: protein binding. NCBI's taxonomy places the organism in Eukaryota, Metazoa, Chordata, Actinopteri, Siluriformes, Ariidae. The transcript is spliced from 7 exons. Bases 1 to 2400 code for a protein of 799 amino acids. The record is from RefSeq and is a predicted model, not a curated record.
AUGAUUCCCACACAAGCGUUGGGUUAUUUUGCUGGAACACAGCUGGCAUUUCGGAUCCUGAAGCCAUGGUGGGAUGUUUUCACUGACUACAUUUCCAAUAUCAUGCUGAUCAUAGCAGUGUUCGUGAUCACGGUGCAGGUGGCCGAGGACAAGAUAAUCUGCCUGCCAUGCAAGUGGGUGACAGAUGGAUGCCAUGAGCCACGAAACACCCACACCACCGUCCCUCAGCCUGAGCCACGUGGCAUCCAGUAUGAGCUGGACCGAUACCAGUAUAACCAGGUAGACACCGCGUGCUAUGUGCACAAACUGCACUGGUUUGCCAAAUACUUCCCAUACCUGGUGAUGCUGCACACGCUGGUAUUACGAGUAUGCAGCAACUUCUGGUUCAAAUUCCCUCACACCAGCUCUAAGCUCGGGCACUUUGUCUCCAUUCUGCUCAAAUGCUUUGACUCGCCAUGGACCACACGUGCCUUAUCUGAAACCGUUGCCGAAGAAAGCGAUGCCAAGCCGUCAGGCAAAAAUGGUGAUCUGAAUGACGCUAAUGACACGAAGAAGGCGUUGGGUGUGAGUGAUCAGGAUGUGGAGGCCAGCAUGCCCAUGCUGCAGCACAACAAAUCACGCAUCAAGCAAGGUAUCGUCGAUCACUCAGAAACCAGAAUGCUGGACAAGAAAGAGGGAGAGCAGGCCAAGGCACUUUUUGAGAAGGUAAAGAAUUUUCGCAUUUAUGUGGAGGAGAGUGACAUUGUCUACUGCCUCUACAUCCGCCAGACCAUCAUCAAAGUCAUCAAGUUCAUUCUGAUCAUUAGCUACAUAGUGUACAAUAUGCAGUUUAUGACGUUAGAGGUUAAGUGCAAAGUAGACAUCGAGUGGCUCACACGCUACCAAAUGUAUUACUGUGUCCACCCCCUGUCCAUGCUCUUCAAGAUCCUGGCCUGGUUCUACAUCUCUCUGGUCAUCAUCUAUGGCCUGAUCUGCAUGUACGCACUGUGCUGGAUGCUGGGUCGCUCGCUGAAGCACUACUCAUUCAAGUCGAUCCGCAUGGAGAGCAGCUACAGUGACAUCCCUGAUGGCAAGAACGACUUUGCCUUCAUGCUACACAUGAUCGACCAAUAUGACCCGCUGUACUCGAAGCGCUUCGCUGUCUUUCUGUCUGAGGUGAGUGAGAACAAGCUGCGCCAGCUCACCCUUAACAACGAGUGGACGCUGGAGAAGCUUCGUCAGAGGAUCACCAAGAAUUCACAAGACAAGCUGGAGCUUCAUCUGUUCAUGCUUAGUGACAUUCCACACACAGUUUUCAACCUGCUUGAGCUUGAGGUGCUGAAAUUGGAGCUGAUCCCAGACGUCACUAUUCCACCCAUCAUUGCCCAACUGGCUGGGCUGAGGGAGCUGUGGCUGUACCAUACACCAGCCAAGAUCGAGGCUCCUGCUCUAGCCUUUCUACGUGAGAACCUCAAAUCACUGCACAUCAAGUUCACAGACAUUAAGGAGAUUCCGCUGUGGCUCUACAGCCUGAAGAACCUGAGCAAGCUCCAUCUCACUGGCAACCUGAGUUUCGACAAUAACCGUUAUAUUGUGAUCGAUGGCUUGCGGGAGCUCAAAAGGCUUAAGGUGCUAUGGUUGAAAAGCAAUCUCACCAAGCUGCCUCAGGUGCUGACAGAUGUGGGCUUGUAUUUACAAACGCUCUCCAUCAAUAAUGAGGGCACCAAGUUGAUGGUGCUUAACAGCCUGAAAAAGAUGGUGAACCUGACCGAGCUGGAGCUGGUGCAUUGUGACCUGGAGCGCAUCCCCCAUUCCAUUUUCAGCCUCCACAACCUACAGAAGAUUGACCUGAAGGACAACAAUCUAAAGACAAUCGAGGAGAUCAUCAGCUUCCAGCACCUGCACCAGCUGGUGUGUCUGAAGCUCUGGUACAAUCAGAUCGCCUACAUCCCUAUCCAGAUUGGCACACUCACCAACCUCGAGCGCCUCUACCUGAACCGCAACAAAAUCGACAGGAUUCCCAGCCAGCUGUUCUUCUGCCGCAAGCUGCGCUUCCUUGACCUGAGCCACAACAAGCUGAGCAGUAUCCACCCGGAUAUCGGACUGCUGCAGAACCUGCAGUACAUUUCUGUUACUGCAAACAGAAUCAAGACCUUACCACUUAAUCUGUUCCAGUGCAAGAAGCUUCGGACGCUGAACCUGGGGAAAAACUGCCUGACUGCACUGCCAUCGUGUAUCGGACAGCUCAUGUUUUUGACACAGCUGGAGCUGUGCAGUAAUUGGCUAGAAGGUCUGCCGGUGGAGCUGGGCGAGUGCCGCAUGCUGAAACGCUCAGGCCUGGUGGUGGAGGAAGAGCUCUUCAGAACACUUCCUCCUGAAGUGAAGGAGCAGUUAUGGAGAGCUGAGAAGGAGGAAGCCUGA